Messenger RNA from Ctenopharyngodon idella (grass carp), 8459 nucleotides. RefSeq names its product potassium voltage-gated channel, subfamily H (eag-related), member 1a (gene kcnh1a). Gene Ontology annotation, cellular component: membrane. The record is from RefSeq and is a predicted model, not a curated record. Gene Ontology annotation, biological process: potassium ion transmembrane transport; regulation of membrane potential. Gene Ontology annotation, molecular function: delayed rectifier potassium channel activity. The transcript is spliced from 13 exons. The coding region runs from base 106 to 3039 and encodes 977 amino acids. Lineage: Eukaryota; Metazoa; Chordata; Actinopteri; Cypriniformes; Xenocyprididae.
AACUGGAUGCGGCAGCGGCAUGUGGACGACAGACACACCGGAGACGUGUGCGGGUACUUCAUGUUGACCGGUCCGGGCACUCACUGGAGCGCAUGACCCGCCGUGAUGGCCGGGGGACGCAGAGGACUAGUGGCCCCACAAAACACUUUUCUGGAAAAUAUUGUCCGACGGUCUAACGUUUGGACAUUAUCACAUAGACACACAGACACAAACUUUGUGCUGGGGAAUGCCCAGAUAGUAGACUGGCCCAUCGUUUACAGUAAUGAUGGCUUUUGUAAGCUGUCCGGCUACCACCGUGCUGAGGUCAUGCAGAAAAGCAGCACUUGCAGCUUCAUGUAUGGAGAGCUCACAGAUAAGGACACGUCUGAAAAAGUUCGGCUGACUUUCGAGAACUAUGAGAUGAACUCAUUUGAGAUCUUGAUGUACAAGAAAAACCGAACGCCGGUAUGGUUUUUUGUGAAAAUAGCACCUAUACGAAACGAACAGGAGAAGGUUGUGCUCUUCCUGUGUACGUUUAGUGACAUCACAGCAUUCAAACAGCCAAUCGAAGAUGACUCCUCGAAAGGCUGGGGGAAGUUUGCUCGUCUGACCAGGGCUCUGACCAGCAGUAGGGGCGUCCUGCAGCAACUGCAGCCCACCGUACAUAAAGGAGAGAAUGUACAUAAGCACUCGCGCCUUGCAGAGGUUCUCCAGCUGGGCUCAGAUAUCCUCCCGCAGUACAAACAAGAGACGCCCAAGACCCCCCCUCACAUCAUCCUGCACUACUGUGCCUUUAAGACCACCUGGGACUGGGUCAUCCUCAUUCUCACCUUCUACACCGCAAUCAUGGUCCCCUACAAUGUCUCAUUCAAAACCAAGCAGAACAACGUCACCUGGCUAGUUGUGGACAGCAUUGUGGAUGUGAUCUUUCUGGUGGAUAUUGUACUAAAUUUCCACACAACGUUCGUGGGCCCAGCCGGGGAAGUGAUAUCAGACCCAAAACUAAUUCGCAUGAAUUACUUGAAAACCUGGUUUGUGAUUGACUUGUUGUCCUGCCUGCCUUAUGAUGUCAUCAAUGCCUUUGAGAACGUGGAUGAGAACUGGAAUCAUCGAGCUGUCACUCAAGGUAUAAGUAGUUUGUUUAGCUCUCUGAAGGUGGUUCGACUGUUGCGUCUGGGCCGGGUGGCUCGUAAACUAGAUCACUACAUUGAGUAUGGAGCUGCUGUUUUGGUUCUGCUGGUUUGCGUGUUUGGGUUGGCGGCCCAUUGGCUGGCCUGCAUCUGGUACAGCAUUGGAGACUAUGAGGUCAUUGACGAGGAUCGUAACACAGUACGUACGGACAGUUGGCUUUAUAUGCUGGGUGAGACCAUUGGGACACCCUACCGCUUCAACGCCAGUGGGACAGGAAGAUGGGAAGGUGGACCUACAAAAGAUUCUGUCUACAUCACAUCUCUGUACUUCACCAUGACCAGCCUGACCAGUAUUGGCUUUGGAAAUAUCGCUCCAACCACAGAUGGGGAGAAGAUCUUUGCCGUGGCCAUGAUGAUGAUUGGAUCUCUCCUCUAUGCCACCAUCUUCGGUAAUGUGACGACUAUCUUCCAGCAGAUGUAUGCCAACACUAACCGCUAUCACGAGAUGCUUAACAGUGUGCGGGACUUCCUCAAGCUGUACCAGGUUCCCAAAGGCCUGAGCGAGAGGGUUAUGGAUUACAUCGCCUCCACCUGGUCCAUGUCCCACGGUAUUGACACUGAAAAGGUUUUGCAGAUCUGUCCCAAAGACAUGCGUGCGGAUAUAUGCGUGCACCUGAACAGGAAGGUUUUUAAGGAACAUCCUGCUUUCCGUUUGGCCAGUGACGGCUGUUUGCGGGCCCUGGCCAUGGAGUUCCAGACCAUCCACUGUGCUCCAGGUGAUCUAAUCUACCAUGCGGGCGAGAGUGUGGACAGCCUAUGUUUUGUGGUGUCAGGGUCACUGGAGGUCAUCCAAGACGACGAGGUUGUCGCCAUUCUGGGUAAAGGUGAUGUGUUUGGGGACGUGUUCUGGAAGGAGGUGACGCUAGCUCAGGCGUGCGCUAAUGUGAGAGCGCUAACAUACUGUGACCUGCACGUGAUCAAACGGGAUGCGCUUCAGAAAGUCCUAGAGUUCUACACCGCCUUUUCCAACCACUUCUCACGAAACCUCCUGCUUACGUACAACCUGCGCAAACGGCUUGUGUUCAGAAAGAUCAGUGAUGUGAAACGCGAGGAAGAGGAGAGGCAGAGGAGGAAGAACGAGGCCCCACUGAAUCUUCCCCCCGAUCAUCCUGUCCGCCGUCUGUUCCAGCGUUUCCGCCAGCAGAAGGAAGCACGUCUUGCCGCUGUGCGGCCCAAUUCCGAUGACUCUGAUCUCGAGAAGGGCCAAAUCCACAAUGAAGUCAUCAGCCAAGAUGUGGUCGCCACCACAAGCAUCGUCACAGUAACGGAGAGCCCAGCCACGCCUAUCCCAUCCCACCCGAACAAAACCCGCACCCUAGGUCCAUUCGACCAGGCCAAGCUCAGCGCCCCUACCCCAAACAUCCCUCGGACAUCAGAGCCACGCGCACGAGGGUGGGCCAGGUUUAGGGAGAGCAUGGCGAAGCCAGAGAGCUGGGGAAACGUUCCUAAAGCAGAAUCAAUGGAGACUCUCCCAGAGCGGAGCAGUUCCGGAAAGACUUCCGAGCCCAGUGGACUGAAGAAGACCGACUCCUGCGACAGCGGCAUCACCAAAAGCGACCUACGGCUGGACGAGGGUGGCGCCCGCACCCCUGUAGACCGAAGCCCAAUCCAGCCCGACGGAAAAACUCCCCCAAUCCCACCUAUCCCACCUAUUCCCGAACACACGCUGCACGCCUCACUCCUGGAACUCCGCACUGAACUUAAAGAGGAGCUGUCGGUGCUAGGUAACAGAAUGGUUGCCUUGGAGACACAGGUCGCUGAGGUGUUAAGGUUGCUAAGGAGCAGAAAGUCUCCGACCUCUCCCAUGUCACUCUUCCAGAUCUCACGACCGACAUCGCCAGACAUGGACAAAGAGGACAUAUUUCCUUGAGGAAAAUGAGAGAGGUAAGCAUCUUACUUCUUGAAAGGGAAAUGAUUCAGAGAUUUUCUCUGAGAAAAGAAUUUAAAAAAAGGAACUACUUCUGACAUCUGUGCCAGCAAAAAGCAUGACAGACACUCUGAGAGUGAGUGUGUGUGUGAGAGAGAGAGAAUGAGUGAGGGAAAGGAUGAAAUGAGACACUGGAAAGGAGAAGAGGAUGUCCUAUCCCAAGGCAGAGCAUCUGCGAUACCAAAGCGAUGGUGUGUUAUUUGUCACACAGACACUCUUUGUGUCGAACUGCUCCCUGUUUUAGUCUUGUGAGGCUGACAGACAGCGAGAGCUCUUGCCGCAGGGCCCACUCCGACUGAUGGUUGUCAUGGUAAUGCACAGUCCCCAACUGCAAGUGCGGGCCCUUCAAGAUACGACUCAUGUAGCCUGUCUUCCCCUCUCUCUUUCACGCUCUCACAUACACACCGCUGUUCAUGCUCUGCAGUCUUUCUGGUAUAGAGAUGCAUUCUGCAUCAUCCCGUUGGUUAUCUCACUACCGAACACAUGCCAUUAUCAGGAAUCACAGAACUAAGCGUCUUGCCCAAAUAUGUGGUGGUGUGGAUAUGAGCUGCUAGCCGAAAGAUUGAAGAAGCAGAGAGCAUCCCAGGAACCAUGGAAACCCCAGCCAAAUGUGUUUGUACAAUGACAAAUCAACUACUAUCCCAUGAGUUGUAUAUGUUACUGGAGAAACUAAUGAGCUCUUCAGGGGUUUUGAAGUGUAACAGCUGUUGAGGCCCUUUCCAUGACUUGCGUCAAUGCACAUCUCAACAAAAUAUCAAAUAAAUCUGUGGUAUAAUGGUAUAAUGUUUAGGGAUGCACAAUAUAUCGGUACCAUAUUGGUCACUGGUUAAUAUUACAGAUUUUUUUUUUUUUACAGCUUUAUUUGUUAAAUAUCAGGCAAUAUUGGAUAUUUAAAUUGUACAGUACAUACUGUAUACACUUCCCAUAUUUUGUUUGCAUUACAUUUGCCAUCAUCUAACGCUCACUUGAAUUUAGUCUUUAACUAACUUAAUUUAACAAGACUGUUAAUUUUAAUCUGUAGCAAAUUUUUUAAAUGAAUAUCCAAUUUCAUAGUGUACAUUAUAAUGUUGUGAUGCCUAAAUUCACUUUUAGCAUUAAAGUUAUUUUAGAUUUUAAUGUUUUAUUUUUAAUGUAUACAAAAAAAACUAUAGAAAUGUAAUAUCGGCCAUUUUUAGUUAUCAUUCAUAACAUAAAUAUUAAAGGGUUAGUUCACCCAAAAAUGAAAAUUCUGUCAUUAAUUACUCACCCUCUUGUCGUUCCAAACCUGGAAGACUUUCAUUCAUCUUCGGAAGACCAAUGAAAAUGUUUUUAACGAAAUCAGAAAGAUUUCUGUUUCUCCAUUGACAGCUACGCAACUACCACUUUCAAGCCCCAGGAAUUUAGUAAAGACAUCAUAAAAGUAAUCCAUGUGACUCCAGUGGUUUAACCUUAAUUUUAUUAAGCGAUACAAAUGCUUUGUUUGCGCAAAAAAAAAAAAAAACAUAACUUAUCACUUUAUUUACAAAAUAUUAAUCUCCAACGCGUGUUCAUGAGAGCACGAGCAUGUGUGUUGUUGAUGCGAGAGCAGAUGUUGUUGCGUGAAUGCACAUCGGAGGUUAAUAUUUUGUAAAUAAAAUGGUAAAAUUAUGUUUUUUUUUGCACAAAGCACUAGCACUGCUUCAUAAAAUCAUGGUUAAACCACUGGAGUCACAUGGAUUACUUUAAUGAUGUCUUUACCUUUUUGGGGCUUGAAAGUGGUUGUGCAGGCUGUCAAUAAAAGGACAUAAAGCUCUCAGAUUUCAUUAAAAAGAUCUUCAUUUGUGUUCAGAAGAUGAACGAAAGUCUUACUGGUUUGGAGCGACAUGAGGGUGAACAAUUAUCAGCUUAUAAAUGGUUUAUUCCACAAGUGGUCCUUGUCCUUCCCCUUAUACGGUCAAUGGAUAUUUCUUUGACGGUGAGUGAAAUAUUUUAACUUUGAGUGUUUUAUGUGGCCUGCACAGUGUGUCGGUCAGAGGUAAUGCUGUAGCAUGAUGUUCAAUGCAGUUGUAGAUGUUGAUGGAAGUCAUGUGAAAGGAUCUUCACGUCCUCUGGUCUACAAUAGGCAUUAUAUCAAUAGGUUCAUUAUUGACUUGCUGGAUUGCAGUGGCCAAGUUUUAUAAAAUAACACUGAAAGAACUAGUGAAACAAAAGAAUGUAUGUGGUUUCUUUAUCAAUGAUUGGGUCUUCCAGAAAGCACACAAACAUAUUAAACCACGAGCACACUAUUAUUAUUCCGAUCUGUUGUGCACUGUAGCUUUGUUUUCCAAAAUGAAAUGAUGGAUGUAAUCAAUACACAAUAUUUCAGUCACAACACCACAGUAUAUCAUAACACAGUUAUGAGAAACUUGCAGCAUUACAGCAAACAUUAAAACACAAAGAAUCUCAGGAACGAAGGGGGGUGAUGGUCUGAGAGCUCAUUCUGACCCCCUUCCUGGAUGUUUUUACAUACUCAUUACCGCAAAUGUGGCAUUAUCUUCUCACCAGCCUUGUUAUUAUGUCUGAUGUUCUUUAAACAAAUGUUUAACUUUUCAUUGGUCAGCAGGGGUGACUGGGGCUGCUUGUCAAAAGCCUAAAAUAGGCUUUUUAAUAGCAGGUUCCCACUGUGAGAACUGAACAGCAUGGUCAAUGAACUGAAUCUUCUUUUUUUUUUUUUUCCUAGACAAUAUUGGUGAAACUGUCCAAAUGUUUUUUUGUAGCCAAGACUUUAAGGUAUGUGUCUAUAGAGAAAAUGCCUUGUAAAAAAAAUAAAUUAAAUGAAACAACCUUGAGAAAUAUUCACUGGAGUUGUGACAGCUAGUCCCAGUCUCCCCUAUUAUUAUAUUAAAUAAAGCUACUAGUGCAAAUUAAGAGUUAAUCCAUUAAUCACAUGGCUAAGGUAUAAAUAGCUGUUUAUUUUGCGCUCUGUUUCAGCGUCCCUCCCCUCAUAUCAACGCUACCUUGAUUUCCAUAAUGAGGUCCAGGGGGAACACAGAGAUCGAGUCUCAUGCAUUACCCCUCUUUUCUGAACACCACCACCAAACCUGAUCUGUCAUAGAACAUAUGAACUUGUAUUUAUUCUGAGAUGAUGCUUAACCAUUCAGGUUUUCUCAUUUGUAUCUCAGAAAGAGAGUGCCUGACCAUACAAACUCUGAUAAACAUGUUGUGUGUGUUGAGAAUCGUGGUAAUGAACAUACUGUGUGCGUCAGAUGAGCGGUUAAGGGACAUGUUAGCAUGCUGUGAGAUGUUCUCAGGUUAGAGAGGUCAUUAUCAGGUCCACGGGAGAUGUACUGAGGUCAGUAUCACCUGCUUCUACACUACCUGAGAGCAGAGAGAGAGAGAAAUGUGACUCGGAAGAAUGACACAAAACCAAAAAGCUACCAAGGUCAUAUCAAACAUUACAUCAGAAAUUAAAAAAAGAUUUUGUUGGAGAAAGAAAGACAAGAAGCUUCAAACGUCAUGUUUAUCCUACAUGAAGAUUUAUUUAUGUUACAAAAAAGGUACAUUUUGUACAGUCUGAAAAUGUUGUAUGGCAAAAAAUCCUAGUUUCUUUAAAUAUAUAUAUAUAUAUAUAUAUAUAUAUAUAUUUUGCCCUUAAGAGACGAUUAUCUCAUUCUAUCAGCAGGACACCAGAGGAACAAUAUUAAAUGGCAAAAUUCCCAUUAAGGUUAUUUUAUGCUUCAGAGCUUGUUUUACAAUAAUGAUAUCUUAAUUAGCUUUAAUAUUAUGGGUCAUUUGCUUAGACACCAAAUACUGAGUAGAAAUUGGAUAAGGUUUAGCGUUUGUAUCCGGCAGCCCAGAACUGAUUUUAAAUAAGACAUAUGAAUGUUACAGUAAUAUUAAUAACAAUACUGACAUGCAAAUCCAUGUAAACUGGAAUGUAAAACAUCAGCCUGAGCUGAUUCUGAAGCAAUAAUCAUUGCUGCUGUAUUUCACACAGAUUACUCCUGUCACGCUUCUCCAGCCCAGAUAUAACAUUUAACCUGAACCACAUGAUGUAACCAACGUAAUAUAAGAAACAAAUUGCAGCCCUGAUGUCACUGCAUGCCUGUGUAGCACAGCAAUAAGAGUUUUAAUAUUCAGAGAAUGCACUUUUUCCAUUGUAAGAGAAUGAGAUUGAGGAUUGUACAGAGUUAUUUCGUUUAGGCAGAGACACGCAGCCUUUAGAUGCAUGGUUUACUUUACUUACAGAGAUUCGUUACCAUCUGAUCGUGACUGAUUUGAUCAAAUACAACAACAGCAUGGCUUGAUUUGCACCUAAAAUUAGGCUAAGACAUGCAUGGUAAAUACAAAGGAAAACUCUACUGCAGGAGUAUUUAAUCUCUUGCCUCUUACCCCAUAGAGCUAAUGGAUUCAGUCUUUGUAGCAGACCUGUCUGACUCUUGGCAAGUGAGUCCAAAUUUGCAUUUAGUAAGAAGAAAUGAAUCUCGCAUUAGGCAGUUUGAAUACCCUGGAACCAAAUAUCUUGUCUCGACAAAACAGGCCACUACAUCUUUAGAGACCAGUCCAUGAUAAAGAAACUUUUUCUAUGGUCAGGUUUCUUUCACAGAAGCCUAAAUGAGUAAAUGUCAUUUUUAUCCCAAAAUCAAAAAAAAAAAUUAUAUUUUGUAUAAAGUAAAUUUUUAGGACCAUUUUAUCAUGAUAUUAAAUUAAAAAUAACUAUAAUUGAUUAAAUAUAAAAUCUUACAAUUAAUUUAAAAUAUUAAUAUUAAAUGUAAUUAAUUUAGUACAAAGAAUACUACCAUAAGUAAUUUAUCAUUUACAUAAAAUAUUUUUCUUGCAUUACAGUAUUGAGAAUUGAACAUGAAAUGAUUAAUGUAAAACUAUAAAAACAUAAAAAUUAAAAUCUUAACAUGUAUUUAUUCAUGCAAAAUAUAAUUUCUUAUUUUUUCCUUUUGAAUUUGGGGUUAAAUAUGAACUGAACAUUUACCAUUCUUGACCGAUUUUGUGAGAAUCAACCAAACAUGCUAUUGUACACACAGUAUAUUAGUUUGUGUGUUGCUGCAUGUACAUAAAUAUGUUUGAACAGAAACUUGACAUGUACGGUACAAUAUUUUGGGGAACAAUGAGUAUUUUUUAACACUGAAGCUGGAGCUGUGCUGUUCUAUCAAACUGCAGGGUUUGUAAGAACAAACAUGUCUGUCCGCUCACAUAGGUCCUUCUAAGGGUCGUUCUUUUAAAAACAGCCCUAAUUAAGAACUUAUUUCAGAUGUAUUCAGCAGACAGCAUGGUCAUUAUUCACUGACUGAAACAUCCUCACUGAAAUCAUUUCUUCACAUGAAAAUUACUACUACUGUAAAGCACAAAGACAAAAUUUGUAAAAUUGCUGUAAAAUAUUAUUUAUGACAAUAAAAUAUUUUAUAUAUGUA